AAAGAGGCUUUCUCACCAGCCAAAGUUCAGGUACUGCCCCUGUCUGAGUUUGGACAUGUGGCCCACAGAUGCCAGCUGGGGGCUGGAAUACUGUACCUUGAUCUUAGGGCCUGGAAAAAUCAGGUAGGUAACUCUCUGGUCCUAGGUGGAGGUGUAGGGGAGGUUGGGCCAGGGAUGCCUUCACUGUGUCUCUCUGGUCUUGCCACCCCAGACCGAGGGACACACAGGCACUGCUGUCUGCAACACAAGCAAUGGACCUGCGGAGGCGAGACUACCACAUGGAACGGCCGCUGCUGAACCAGGAGCAUUUGGAGGAGCUGGGGCGCUGGGGCUCAGCACCUAGGACCCACCAGUGGCGGACCUGGUUGCAGUGCUCCCGUGCUCGGGCCUAUGCCCUUCUGCUCCAACACCUCCCGGUUUUGGUCUGGUUACCCCGGUAUCCUGUGCGUGACUGGCUCCUGGGUGACCUGUUAUCCGGCCUGAGUGUGGCCAUCAUGCAGCUUCCGCAGGGCUUGGCCUACGCCCUCCUGGCUGGAUUGCCCCCCGUGUUUGGCCUCUAUAGCUCCUUCUACCCUGUCUUCAUCUACUUCCUGUUUGGCACUUCCCGGCACAUCUCCGUGGGGACCUUUGCUGUCAUGUCUGUGAUGGUGGGCAGUGUGACAGAAUCCCUGGCCCCGCAGGCCUUGAACGACUCCAUGAUCAAUGAGACAGCCAGAGAUGCUGCCCGGGUACAGGUGGCCUCCACACUCAGUGUCCUGGUUGGCCUCUUCCAGGUGGGGCUGGGCCUGAUCCACUUCGGCUUCGUGGUCACCUACCUGUCAGAACCUCUUGUCCGAGGCUAUACCACAGCUGCAGCUGUGCAGGUCUUCGUCUCACAGCUCAAGUAUGUGUUUGGCCUCCAUCUGAGCAGCCACUCUGGGCCACUGUCCCUCAUCUAUACAGUGCUGGAGGUCUGCUGGAAGCUGCCCCAGAGCAAGGUUGGCACCGUGGUCACUGCAGCUGUGGCUGGGGUGGUGCUCGUGGUGGUGAAGCUGUUGAAUGACAAGCUGCAGCAGCAGCUGCCCAUGCCGAUACCCGGGGAGCUGCUCACGCUCAUCGGGGCCACAGGCAUCUCCUAUGGCAUGGGUCUAAAGCACAGAUUUGAGGUAGAUGUCGUGGGCAACAUCCCUGCAGGGCUGGUGCCCCCAGUGGCCCCCAACACCCAGCUGUUCUCAAAGCUCGUGGGCAGCGCCUUCACCAUCGCUGUGGUUGGGUUUGCCAUUGCCAUCUCACUGGGGAAGAUCUUCGCCCUGAGGCACGGCUACCGGGUGGACAGCAACCAGGAGCUGGUGGCCCUGGGCCUCAGUAACCUUAUCGGAGGCAUCUUCCAGUGCUUCCCCGUGAGUUGCUCUAUGUCUCGGAGCCUGGUACAGGAGAGCACCGGGGGCAACUCGCAGGUUGCUGGAGCCAUCUCUUCCCUUUUCAUCCUCCUCAUCAUUGUCAAACUUGGGGAACUCUUCCAUGACCUGCCCAAGGCGGUCCUGGCAGCCAUCAUCAUUGUGAACCUGAAGGGCAUGCUGAGGCAGCUCAGCGACAUGCGCUCCCUCUGGAAGGCCAAUCGGGCGGAUCUGCUUAUCUGGCUGGUGACCUUCACGGCCACCAUCUUGCUGAACCUGGACCUUGGCUUGGUGGUUGCGGUCAUCUUCUCCCUGCUGCUCGUGGUGGUCCGGACACAGAUGCCCCACUACUCUGUCCUGGGGCAGGUGCCAGACACGGAUAUUUACAGAGAUGUGGCAGAGUACUCAGAGGCCAAGGAAGUCCGGGGGGUGAAGGUCUUCCGCUCCUCGGCCACCGUGUACUUUGCCAAUGCUGAGUUCUACAGUGAUGCGCUGAAGCAGAGGUGUGGUGUGGAUGUCGACUUCCUCAUCUCCCAGAAGAAGAAACUGCUCAAGAAGCAGGAGCAGCUGAAGCUGAAGCAACUGCAGAAAGAGGAGAAGCUUCGGAAACAGGCUGCCUCCCCCAAGGGCGCCUCAGUUUCCAUUAAUGUCAACACCAGCCUUGAAGACAUGAGGAGCAACAACGUUGAGGACUGCAAGAUGAUGCAGGUGAGCUCAGGAGAUAAGAUGGAAGAUGCAACAGCCAAUGGUCAAGAAGACUCCAAGGCCCCAGAUGGGUCCACACUGAAGGCCCUGGGCCUGCCUCAGCCAGACUUCCACAGCCUCAUCCUGGACCUGGGUGCCCUCUCCUUUGUGGACACUGUGUGCCUCAAGAGCCUGAAGAAUAUUUUCCAUGACUUCCGGGAGAUUGAGGUGGAGGUGUACAUGGCGGCCUGCCACAGCCCUGUGGUCAGCCAGCUUGAGGCUGGGCACUUCUUCGAUGCAUCCAUCACCAAGAAGCAUCUCUUUGCCUCUGUCCAUGAUGCUGUCACCUUUGCCCUCCAACACCCGAGGCCUGUCCCCGACAGCCCUGUUUCGGUCACCAGACUCUGAACAUGCUACAUCCUGCCCAAGACUGCACCUCUGGAGGUGCAGGGCACCCUUGAGAAGCCCCUCACCCCUAGGCCGCCUCCAGGUGCUACCCAGGAGUCCCCUCCAUGUACACACACACAACUCAGGGAAGGAGGUCCUGGGACUCCAAGUUCAGCGCUCCAGGUCUGGGACAGGGCCUGCAUGCAGUCAGGCUGGCAGUGGCGCGGUACAGGGAGGGAACUGGUGCAUAUUUUAGCCUCAGGAAUAAAGAUUUGUCUGCUCAA
Molecule: messenger RNA, 2731 nt
Organism: Homo sapiens (human)
Lineage: Eukaryota; Metazoa; Chordata; Mammalia; Primates; Hominidae
Gene: SLC26A6
Product: solute carrier family 26 member 6
Exons: 20
Coding region: 252-2468 (738 amino acids)
Biological process (GO): transmembrane transport; sulfate transmembrane transport; chloride transmembrane transport
Cellular component (GO): basolateral plasma membrane; membrane; cytoplasmic vesicle membrane
Molecular function (GO): secondary active sulfate transmembrane transporter activity
Source: RefSeq, marked reviewed